Capsaspora owczarzaki ATCC 30864 is the source of this 729-nucleotide messenger RNA. RefSeq names its product thioredoxin domain-containing protein 12. Bases 6 to 569 code for a protein of 187 amino acids. The record is from RefSeq and is a predicted model, not a curated record. The transcript is spliced from 2 exons. Gene Ontology annotation, cellular component: endoplasmic reticulum. Lineage: Eukaryota; Filasterea; Ministeriida; Capsasporidae.
ACAAUAUGCGCGUUGCGAUCGCUCUGCUGGCUGCGAGUGCGCUUUGCGUCGCGUUCGCUGCGCACUACGCCGUGGGCUACGCCGCAGGUCCUCAGGCCACCCCUGACGGCGCGCUCGGCCGUGGCUUUGGCGACAAGUACGCGUGGUACAAGCUGGACGCCGGCAUUCGCCUGAUCGCAGACACGGGGCGUCCGGGCAUGAUUGUCGUGCACAAGUCGUGGUGCGGCGCUUGCAAGAGCCUCGGCCCCGUGUUCGCGGCAGCCAAGCCAGUCCUCGACGAGGCGCACAACUUUGUCAUGAUCAACGUCUUUGACGACGAGGAGCCCAGCACGCCCGACUUUGGACCCGACGGCAAGUACAUUCCGCGCAUCAUGUUCACGGACGGCCGUGGUCGCAUUCGCACAGAAAUCACCAGCCCAAACCCAAAGUACAAGUACUUUUAUGCCCAGCCGAACGACAUUGUCAACUCGAUGCACGCCGCCCUGGCCUUGGCCAACAAUCUCAAGAACGCUGCGGAACAAGUCGCUGAGCCCGCCACUCACGAGCACUCUGGUCAUGCCGAGCUUUAAGUCUAUUUGGGUGAAUGUGUGUGUGUGUACGUAUGUGUGUGUGUGGGUGUGUGCAGUGGUUGUUGUUUCGGUGAUUUUGAAACUCUUGAAAAUCGCAUGUUGUAUUUAUCCAAUAUGCACCACUUUCAGCGCAAAUACUGUAACUUGUUGGACGCUGCUU